This is a messenger RNA of Erigeron canadensis, 1984 nucleotides long. RefSeq names its product acetate--CoA ligase CCL3. The coding region runs from base 63 to 1787 and encodes 574 amino acids. The record is from RefSeq and is a predicted model, not a curated record. The transcript has 3 exons. Lineage: Eukaryota; Viridiplantae; Streptophyta; Magnoliopsida; Asterales; Asteraceae.
UGCAAAACACACACACACACACACACACACACAGAGUUCCUAUAAACCCGGAAGAAAAAAACAUGAAGAAGGCAGCAACGACAGAAAAAGACAUAGAUGAUUUACCUAAAAAUGAAGCAAACUAUACAGCACUCACACCGCUUUGGUUUUUGAAACGUGCUGCUUUGGUUCAUCCUGACCGUCGAUCGGUGGUCCAUGGCUCUCUUCAUUACACGUGGCGACAGACUUAUCAACGUUGCUGCCGUUUGGCUUCUGCUCUUACUAAACUCUCUGUUGGUUUUGGUUCAACGGUUGCCGUGAUUGCACCAAACAUCCCAGCCAUGUAUGAAGCCCAUUUUGGAGUUCCAAUGAGUGGGGCGGUCAUAAAUGCAGUCAAUAUUCGUCUAAAUGCUCCAACUAUUGGCUUCCUUUUAGAACACUCAUCAUCUGCGGUCAUAAUGGUUGAUCAAGAGUAUUUCAAACUGGCUGAAGAAGCUUUAGAGAUUUUAAAAGAUAAAAUUAAAAACAAUUUCAAAUCUCCACUUGUAGUUGUUGUUGGAGAUGAAAGCAGCGAUUGUGAUCCACAGAAUCUUCAAUAUGCUAUAAGAAAAGGUGCGGUUGAAUACGAGAAGUUUCUAGAAUCUGGUGACCCUGAAUUUGCAUGGAAGCCGCCACAAGAUGAGUGGCAUAGUAUUGCUCUGGGAUAUACGUCGGGUACAACAUCAAGUCCUAAAGGGGUGGUGUUGCAUCAUCGAGGUGCUUAUCUAGCGGCUAGUAGUAAUGUUCUGGUGUGGGGUAUACCAGAAGGGGCUGUGUACUUGUGGACUUUGCCUAUGUUUCAUUGCAACGGUUGGUGUUUCACUUGGACUCUUGCUGCUAUUUGCGGGACCAACAUAUGCCUCCGACAGGUCACAGCAAAAGCUAUUUACACCGCUAUAGCCGAUCUUGGUGUCACCCAUUUCUGUGCCGCCCCAGUGGUACUCAAUACAAUAGUAAAUGCCCCACCUAACGACACCAUUCUGCCACUUCCUCACCUUGUACACGCCAUGACAGCCGGAGCUGCACCACCUCCUUCGGUUCUCUUCAAAAUGUCUCAAAAUGGGUUUCGCGUGACCCACACAUACGGCCUGUCAGAAACCUACGGGCCAUCAACUAUAUGUGCUUGGAAGCCGGAAUGGGACCACCUUCCUCCUGAAACACAAGCCAAACUAAACGCCCGCCAAGGUGUCCCAUACACCGCUCUCGAAGGACUAGAUGUUGUAGACACCCAAACAAUGACACCGGUCCCAUCGAAUGGGACCACAGUUGGUGAGAUCGUGUUUCGCGGGAACAUUGUAAUGAAGGGCUACUUGAAGAACCCAAAAGCUAACUCUGAAGCUUUUGCAAACGGGUGGUUUCACUCUGGUGAUCUAGCUGUAAAGCACCCAGAUGGCUACAUCGAGAUCAAAGACCGGUCAAAGGAUAUUAUUAUAUCGGGUGGUGAAAACAUUAGUAGUGUAGAGGUCGAGAAUACUUUAUAUCAGCACCCAUUGAUCUCUGAAGCAUCAGUGGUGGCACGACCCGAUAAUAAAUGGGGUGAAACGCCCUGUGCUUUUGUCACAUUAAAAGAAGAGGUCGAGAAAUCGGAAGAAAGUAAAAUUGCAGAGGAUAUAAUGAAGUUUUGCCGUGCAAAAAUGCCGGCUUAUUGGGUCCCAAAGUCAGUAGUUUUUGGCCCGUUGCCGAAAACUGCUACAGGGAAGGUUCAGAAGCACUUGUUAAGGGCUAAAGCUAAGGAAAUGGGGCCUGUUAAACAACUGAGCAAGUUAUAAACGCAUUUUCUUGUGGUGUAUGCAAAUUAUCAUUUGGAUAUUGAAAAGGGUCUUGUCAUAAUAUCAUUACGUUUCGAACAAUAACGAUAAACAUCGUGUUAAAAUUGUUAUGAUUUUUUGUGUCGAUUUAUUGUUUCGUGUAAUGGGUUUAUAUUAUGUGACGGUGUUUAUGUGAUUGUAUUUGCGGGUUUGUAAAA